Sphaeroforma arctica JP610 is the source of this 1121-nucleotide messenger RNA. RefSeq lists its product as hypothetical. The annotation marks the transcript as partial. Gene Ontology annotation, cellular component: plasma membrane. The transcript has 9 exons. Gene Ontology annotation, biological process: triglyceride biosynthetic process. Gene Ontology annotation, molecular function: diacylglycerol O-acyltransferase activity; long-chain-alcohol O-fatty-acyltransferase activity. The record is from RefSeq and is a predicted model, not a curated record. NCBI's taxonomy places the organism in Eukaryota, Ichthyosporea, Ichthyophonida.
AGACGCACCACUGCAUAGCGGAUGGAGCCUCUCUUUCCAUCAUGCUGUCGACCAUGACCGAUCCCACACCUGAGCUGAAGAAACUGCAAGCCAUGACCUACCUGAAGAAGCCCGUGAACCACAACCGUGGGAUCUCGGGUGCGCUCGAGCGUUUUUGGGGGACACUUCUGCUGGCGCUGUACUAUCUGUGGGGUUUCAUCACCGUCAAUCUCAAAUACGCCAUAUCCUUCGCCUCUCCUGAGCUCAAGACACAACUCAAAAACCCGUUGGUGGGUGAACGAAGUCAUGCGUGGACUAAAACUACCACUGUGGCCGACGUUAAGCUCGUCGGGAAAGCGUUCGAGGGCACAGUCAACGAUGUCAUGACAACGGCCAUCAGCGGAGCACUGCGAAGGUAUCUCUUAGACGGGGACCAGUGGACAGCAGACCAACUGCGGCCGUUGCACCUGGCCUCUCCGGUGAAUGUGCGCACCCCCGACGACUACGAUGCAGACUACAUCCUGCGCAAUAUGUUUGGCUUUGUGAUCACUACGUCGCCGAUUGAUGAAGCAGAUCCCAUUGAACGACUCAAGAUCAUCCGAAAGAAUAUGCUGGCGAUUAAACGGUCACCCGAACAGACACUCGCCUACCGAUCGGCCUUACUGCUGGCACGCGCCAGUGCCAGUUUCCAACAGCGCGUGAUGAGAUUCACGAACCAGUACAUUUCUUACGUAUGCACCAAUGUUGCUGGGCCCAAUAUUCCCAUGUUGAUGACCGGCGUUCCCGUGGUGUACGGGCUCGGUGUGGUACCCCCUCCACCCACAGUUGGACUUGGAUUCGCCAUCUGGUCAUACUAUGGAAUGUUACGUACCGCAGCCACUGUCGACAUCGGUACUGGAGUAGACGGGUGGAAACUAUGCAAAUACCUCGACGAAGAGUUGGAUUUUAUGAUCAGUUUAGCGAAAGAUAAGCUCGCGGCAGAUGCCCUUGCUGGUCCUAAGGCGACCAACGCGGGCGAGAAAAAAACUCAGUAAAUCAAACUGCAUUGUGGACACUAAAUCGUAUGUAGAAAAUAGUAUAAAGGGUGAUCGUAGCGAAUUAUAAAUUUCCUGAUUAACAAUAAAAUAAGAAAAUACGAGCGA